AUGUCUCCUGUCCGUCGAAUCGCGCAAAUUGUCCAUCUCAAACCAUCCGCUGUAGCAGCUUACAAAGAAUGCCAUGCCAACGUCUGGCCCGAGGUUCUACAGCAAAUCAAAGACUGCAACAUCCGGGACUAUUCGAUCUUCUUUGACAAUGACAGGACGUUGUUCUCAACAUUCAAGUAUAUCGGCUCGGACUUUGAGGGUGACAUGGCGUGCAUGAAGGCCAAUCCCAAGGUGAGGGAGUGGUGGGCUAUGACCGAUGGAAUGCAGGAGAGUCCAAUUCCUGGUGCUGUGGGUAGCGCAGAGGGUCCUGGGUGGUGGAAGGUGUUGGACGAAGUGUUUUAUACGGAAUGA
Molecule: messenger RNA, 351 nt
Organism: Penicillium lagena
Lineage: Eukaryota; Fungi; Ascomycota; Eurotiomycetes; Eurotiales; Aspergillaceae
Product: L-rhamnose mutarotase
Exons: 3
Coding region: 1-351 (116 amino acids)
Molecular function (GO): racemase and epimerase activity, acting on carbohydrates and derivatives
Source: RefSeq, a predicted model, not a curated record